UCUGAGGAUGGUCCCCCCUCUCUCUUCACACACAGGCUUCCUGUUUCAUCUUCCUCUUUGCCCUCAGCCUCACACAUCUGGCCAGAGGGAGCCAUGGUGUUCAGGGAGUGACACAGCGUCCCAGCAGAACCUGGCUCUCUCCUGUCUCAUAAAUGCUGCAGCUGCUACUGCUGCUGCUGCCCCUGCUGUGGGAGGGGUCCCUGUCCCAGAUACUGGAGCUGCAGCCCUCGGUGACGGUGCAGGCAGGGAUGUGUGCCCAUGUCCUCUGCACCUUCCAUCGCUCAGGAGGAUUAUUCUCUUACCACUACGGAGUUCAUGGCUACUGGUUCAGAGAAGGGACUCAUGUUUUAUAUGGCAGACCCGUGGCUACCAAUGACCCAUCUCGGGAGGUGGAGGAUGAAGCUGAGGGGAGAUUCCAUCUCCUUGGGGAUCCCAGGAUGAACAAUUGUUCUCUAAGCAUCACAGAUGCCCGGUUCUCAGACACAGGGAAAUACUUCUUCCGAUUUCACUCUGGAUAUGAUAAAUACAGUUACCUCAAGAAUCUACUCUAUGUGAAUGUGACAGACUUGAUCCAGAAACCAGACAUCUCUAUUCCAGAGAUGGUAGAGUCAGGGCACCCAGUGACUCUGAACUGUACAUUUCUUUGGACUUGUGGGGAAAACAGGCCCUUCAAAUUCUCCUGGAGGGGGACUGCCCUCUCCUCCAAGACACAAAGCUCUUGGGCAUCCCACUCCUCAGAGGUCUCCUUCAUCCCUGGGCACCAGCAUCAUGGCACCAACCUCACCUGUCAGGUGACCCUUCCUGGAGGCCGUCUGAGCACAGAGAGAACCGUCCAACUCAACGUGUCCUACGCUGUGCAGAAUGUGGCCAUCACCACCGCCCAGGACAGCAGGACAACAGAGAUACAAUUGAGCUGGACUUUAGCCAAGUGUGGGAUAGAGAAUUCAUGUCAACCCUGUGGAGAAGAAGGAGAACUGUGGAUUGCUGCAGACCAGGACUGGGCAUGGGGAAGGAGGCAAGCUCCCUGGCCUGCAGCCUUCUCUGCCCAGGAGAACAGCUCUUGGCCCCUCAUGCUCACACUGCUCCGGGGAGCCCUCAUGGGGGCCGGCUUUCUGCUCACCUAUGGCCUCACCUGGCUCUAUUACACCCGGAAUCCUCUAGGGAGGGAGCAGCCACCAGCUCCAGAGGCUGCCCAGUGCUCUAUGCUGCUGCUGCUGCUGCUGCUGCUGCCCCUGCUCUGGGAGGGGUCCCUGUCCCAGACACUGCAGGGGCAGCUCUCAGUGACUUUGCAGGAGGAGAUGUGUGCCCAUGUUCUCUGCACCUUCAAUGAUAAUGCCCGCUUACGUGAUGACCGCAACUCAGUUUACGGGUAUUGGUUCAGAAAAGGGAUUCCACCUACUCAUGACAAGAUCGUGGCCACCAAUGACCCAGAUGAGAGGGUGAAGGGGCAAGACAAGGGGAGAUUCCAUCUCCUUGGGGAUCCCAAAAUGAACAAUUGCUCUCUCAGCAUCACAGAGGCCCAGUCCUCAGACACUGGGAAAUACUUCUUCAGUCUUCAUAAUGGAUAUUAUAAAUAUAUGAAAAAGCUACUCUACGUGAAUGUGACAGACUUGAUCCAGAAACCAGACAUCUCUAUUCCAGAGAUUGUAGAGUCAGGGCACCCAGUGACUCUGAACUGUACAUUUCUUUGGACUUGUGGGGAAAACAGGCCCUUCAAAUUCUCCUGGAGGGGGACUGCCCUCUUCUCCAAGACACAAAGCUCUUGGGCAUCCCACUCCUCAGAGGUCUCCUUCAUCCCUGGGCACCAGCAUCAUGGCACCAACCUCACCUGUCAGGUGACCCUUCCUGGAGGCCGUCUGAGCACAGAGAGAACCGUCCAACUCAACGUGUCCUAUGCUGUGCAGAAUAUGACUAUCACCACCGCCCAGGACAGCAGGACAACAGUUUUCAUCUCAGGAAACAGCUCAGAUCUUGUGGUGCAGGAGGGACAGUCCCUUCGCCUGCUCUGUGCUGCCAACAGCAAUCCCCCAGCCACACUGAGCUGGCUCCUGGGGGACCAAACCCUGGCCUCUUCCCAGCCUUCACAGAAUGGAGUCCUGCACCUGGAUCUGCCCCACCUAGGGCCAGCAGAUGGAGGGAAUUACAUCUGCCUUGCUCAGCAUCCUCUGGGCUCCAAGCAGGCCUCCCUAAAUGUCUCUGUGCAGUAUAGGCCCACGCCUUCUCAUGUAUUCCAAAAUGGUGUGAUCCUGGGUGCCCUCUGCGGAGCUAUUACAGCAAGUCUGCUAGCCCUCUGCCUCCUCCUUCUGUUUACCUUGUUAUACUUCUCUUGAGUCCUGUGUGUGAACGUCAAAUUUUCCAUUCAACUCUGUUCUUUUCAUCAGGAAUGCUUGAAACUCUUCUCUCUCAUUGUGUACAUUUUCCCCCAGAAAGAUUAUAGUCUGUUUUG
This is a messenger RNA of Phascolarctos cinereus (koala), 2446 nucleotides long. Lineage: Eukaryota; Metazoa; Chordata; Mammalia; Diprotodontia; Phascolarctidae. The record is from RefSeq and is a predicted model, not a curated record.